Pyricularia pennisetigena is the source of this 288-nucleotide messenger RNA. RefSeq lists its product as uncharacterized. The transcript is spliced from 2 exons. The coding region runs from base 1 to 288 and encodes 95 amino acids. The record is from RefSeq and is a predicted model, not a curated record. NCBI's taxonomy places the organism in Eukaryota, Fungi, Ascomycota, Sordariomycetes, Magnaporthales, Pyriculariaceae.
AUGUCACAACUAUCUGGGUUGCAACUCCCAGCGACUUCUUUGGGCCUAUUCGCGCCCAACCCAGGCGGUGGUUCAUGGGUGGCGACCAGCCUUCUCGACCUUCUUUCUACUAUUGCGCCUAUGUAUCCCGUACUCUUCUGCCGCUCGCUUGGUGCUCGGACUACUGUAGGAUUGGCAGAGACUAACGGAUUUCAUGGCCUGAUUUUCUAUUCUGCCCCCGCUACUAAGGAACGGCUGAAGUGGUCCCCAAUGCUGUUAGGACUCAACAGGAGAAUGCCUAGGGCUUGA